This is a messenger RNA of Tarenaya hassleriana, 1712 nucleotides long. RefSeq names its product myosin-binding protein 3-like. The transcript is spliced from 3 exons. NCBI's taxonomy places the organism in Eukaryota, Viridiplantae, Streptophyta, Magnoliopsida, Brassicales, Cleomaceae. Bases 341 to 1381 code for a protein of 346 amino acids. The record is from RefSeq and is a predicted model, not a curated record.
GAGAAUGAAUGAAUGGUCCGAUAUGUUCUAUGAUGUUCGAAUGUUUCUUGGUUCUUUGUUAUGGACACAUCAUUAUAAUGCUUUUGACUCGCGUGGCUUGUGUGAAUGAAUGAAUGUUUUCCUUUUCUGGGUUUCUCCUGUUUCGGUAUAUUUGCUGUGUGAUUGACCACUUCGGUUUCAGUCUGCCCUCAGACGAGAAAAUUCCCCAAGAAAAUUUUCUCCUUCUCUAUCAGAAACACAUACGCUCUGUGUCCAGACGGCAAUUACUUGAUCCUUCUCAGGUUCUGUCUCAUCGAACCGGACGACAAACUUCGUGUUCUUCUGCAGCCUUACGCGGGACAUGGUUGAACGAAGUCACAGCUGGAACAUGCCCGAGGCAGAGGCAGCAGAUCUAAGAAUAGCACUUUACGAACAAAAGGAACUCGUAAGUCGGCUCCGGGAGGAGCUGGAAGCGGAGAGGGAAGCAUCGGCUUCGUCGGCAAGCGAAGCUUUAGCCAUGAUUCUUCGGCUUCAAGGCGAGAAGGCAACCCUCUCCAUGGAGGCUUCUCAGUACAAGAGAAUGGUCGAGGAGCGGAUUUCUCACGUGGAAAUCUCGCUGGUUUUGAUGGAGGAUGUGAUUUAUCAGAAAGAACUCGAGAUCACAUCCCUUGAACACCAACUCCAAGCCUACAGGUGCAAGCUAUUGAGCCUUGGAUACACAGAUGACAAUAAUCCGUCCUUGUUUGUACAGACGGAUGAUUAUAGUGUAAGGAUUUGUGACAGGUCUCAGACACCGUCUCCAGAACCAGUUUUAGAUCUCUCAGUUCCUGUAGAGAAGGGAGUUAUCGAGCAGAGCUUGGAUUCAAGAAAGUAUUCGGAUAAGAUCCACGGAGAUUUCGAUUCUCUCUGGGAGCAGAUGAAGAAGUUGGACGAGCAAGUGAAAGAGAUCACGGAUUUUCGAGAUUCUCUGAGAGAUAAGUACGAGAUUCUGAAGCAAGAUUCUGUAACAGAGUCUGGACAAGGGAAGGGAGAGGUUUGCCAAGAUUUUGCAAGCUCGUCGAACGUUCAAGAUAGGGGAAUAUGCAAACGUGAUUUGCCGGCGAAAAUGGCGUCGAAGCAGAAAAGGCUGGAAAAGAAAGGAUCGAAACAGGUAAGGGACAGAAAUGUCAAGAGAGAACGUGAGUACCAAGCCGAGCUGAAAAGGUUGAGAGAGCGGGUAGAGCGGCUCGAGAUGGAGAGAACAGGGGAGAUCACUGAAAUGAGCGGAGUUAAACGAGAGGAAGAGACGAGCAACUCGGUGAAAUAUGAAGUGGAGAGUUCAAGAACAAUCAAGAAGUCGCCUCCUCGGGAUGACCCAUCUCUCCAUUCCCUUCAAGAGGCAAUGCUUUACUUCUGGAUCUGAGACACAGAUUUUGUCAGAAACUGAACGCAUGACAGCAUGUAAGAACACUAACUCCAGAUUUCUGCAAACAAAUAGCGUGAGAGAAAUAGAACGAGUGUUUCGAUUGGACUACACAUACACUGAUGAUGUAGUAGACAUGGUGUGAAGUGUGUCAUAUAGCGAAAGAGUGAUUCAACCAAGAUUGUCUUGUCUGAAACAUGUGAUUGAGAUUGUAUUUUCGGUUUUUUUCUUUCUAAAGCAAGAUCCAUAUGAUGUACAUAACUUACAUAUCUAAACGAUUCCGAUUUUUGAGUGAAAGCAUCGGAAUUCUCGUUUGCAUGGUUUGGAUCAA